CAUAUCAUCCUAAAGAGUAUAUUCGUUAUUUUUCACUGUUGGCUGCUCCUGCAUGUUACAGUUUUCCUUGACCAACGUACAGUUGUUUCCGAUUUUGUAGCAUUCGUUCCCAUAAAAUGAAUUCCUUUUACCGCUUUUCCAGAGGACUUCGUUCAUUCAACCAUGUCAAGACUGGUUUAGCCCAUAGAACAUUUCAGACUUCUUCAGUCAUGAAACAAGUUCAACAUGUCAAGUCACUGGAGGACUAUGCCCAAAGAGUCAACGCUGACAAAGUCACUGUCGUAGAUUUUUAUGCUGACUGGUGUGGACCCUGUAAGUUUCUUAGCCCUUUAUUGGAAAAGUUGAGCAACAGCCAUUCGAAAUCCUCUUUUAUUGCAGUAGAUGCCGAUAAGUACACCGAACUUGCUCAAAAAAAUGAGGUCUAUGCACUUCCUACCGUGGUUUUAUUUAAAAAGGGUCAAGAAUUAGACCGUAUCGUUGGUGCAGACAUUCGCGCAAUCAAUGGCCUUCUCGCAAAAUAUGAAACCUCAUAAUCCUUUUUGAACCAAAAUAAAAACUUGUUUGUCCAUGUCCUUAUCCAUAUCACGUUACAUGAGAAGUAUUCUUUUUUCUAAAUAACAAAAUAUAAAAAAAAAAAAAAAAAAAAAAAAGGGGGAAUAUCUCAUUUCAUUGUUCAAUGAUUAUCCUUUUUUUUUUCUCAUUCGACUACUUUUCAUUUUCGCUCGUUGAACGGAUUCUCAAUCAUGAAAAGGCAUCUUUUAACUGUCGUGUAGUGCUCAAUCGUAUCCGUAGAAUGUAAUCUGCGUGCCAGUGCUAAAUGUAAAGCAAAGUCUGUUUCGACGUAAAAGGAUGUCAAUUAAUUUCUUUCCGGUGCUAAAGGACAAUUGGAAUAUUAAACAAUUGUUUAGAUAUACCACCAUGUACAUACCCAUGUAUGCUUCAAAUUUCAGUCCCUUUCAUCCUGGUUAUAAAAGGAUAGUAGAGCUUGUAUACAUAGUACAAUCUUCAAGGGAUCAGACGUCUUAAAUAGGUCUACCAGUCGAUUCAUCGUGCCUUCAUCAUCACAACAACUAAGCAUCAAAGCAGCAUAGGCAAUUUGGUGUGGAUGAGCCAGAAGACAUAAAUCAGUCGCGUAAGAAUCGUUCACAAUAUUCCUUAUAAAAAAUUAGUGCUAAUCAUUAUAAUUUGCCUUACCAUGCUAGUUGUAUUUGAGUUUUCGUAAUCAACCCAUCUCGAAAGAUCUUUUCUAAUGUCGGAUAUGGAUGAUAAACAAUAAGAUAUGCUUCCAAAACAGAAAUUAUUUCAAACUCCAGAGCAGCUACUUGUGAUCUGUCUAUUGGUAGCGAAGAAUUCCAAAGUGCAUUCGCUUCGUUACAGAUUGUCCGAAUAUGAACUGGACUCUCUUCUACUUUGCAAGCUAAGUACACACAAGCCGAAACAUGUUGUUCCAAAGUAUGCUCAACUUUCCCUUUUCUCUUUGAAAGGUAUCGCUUUAAAAGGACAGAAGCAGUCGCCAUAACCCUUUGAUGGAGUUUGAUUUUAUCCCCAAUCUCCUGAAUUCCUUUAAAUAGUUAGGGAAUCCUGUACAUAACGAUCCAUUAAUUCAAACUUACGUUCCCAAUGUAAAGUCGAUUCUUCGCUAAAUGCAUUGGUCUCUGACAACUUUGGCUUCGCUGGCAAGUAGAAUUGUAUCCUUAAAGGUUAGCAAAUUGUAGACUGUUAGAUUUAGAAAAGAAAAGGUUUAUAGCCAAGAAAGCCAGCAAGAAUAUCCACGCACCGAACAUUCGUUUCGUAAACUACUUCAACGAGAGCAGCGUUUCUCUGUUCUACAAUAAAUAAAGAACAAGAAAGAUCUUUUAUAGGUCAGAAGGAAGAUGCUUUCAAGGAGAUUCUUCCCCUCGUUCCCAGCGCGUACGCUUCAAAAUCCGCAAACAAACCAAGCUCAAACCUUCUUCUCGAUAUGAAAG
Molecule: messenger RNA, 1967 nt
Organism: Schizosaccharomyces octosporus yFS286
Lineage: Eukaryota; Fungi; Ascomycota; Schizosaccharomycetes; Schizosaccharomycetales; Schizosaccharomycetaceae
Product: thioredoxin Trx2
Exons: 2
Coding region: 117-533 (138 amino acids)
Source: RefSeq, a predicted model, not a curated record